AUGCAGCCUAAAACCGCAAUCGCCAUCACAGCAGCGGCCGGUGUCGCGCAAGCUGGACCUCUCCUCGAGACCCGCGCAAAAAUCACCGACCUAAAUUCGUGCGAGACCUUCGACACCAACAACGCCGGGGUAGUCUUCAAGCGCGACGCCGGCUUCGCUUGCGACGGCUCCAUGUGCAAGGCGCCCAAAGUGAUGUCUGCGGAUCUGUGCAACUGCGCAAAGCCUUUCGAUACCAAUGGGAAGGCGCCGGAGUUUCGCGUGUAUGAUUGUUUGGAGAAGUUUCCGAGUCGUAAGCUUGCCGAACGCGACGACGAGAAGGUGCAACGUCCUGCGCCUCGUUCGAUGGUUUCUAUGGUCGGACGCACUAUUGCAGGCGAGGAAGUUGCUGCGCCUGUUGAGGCUGAUGUCGUUCAUGUGUCGGGUGACUGUCCUGCGACUGGAGCUGGAGGCAAGGGAUCUGUCGAGGGAGGUUGCGUUCAUCUGAAAGAGUAG
Messenger RNA from Bacidia gigantensis, 492 nucleotides. RefSeq lists its product as uncharacterized. Bases 1 to 492 code for a protein of 163 amino acids. The transcript is spliced from 5 exons. The record is from RefSeq and is a predicted model, not a curated record. NCBI's taxonomy places the organism in Eukaryota, Fungi, Ascomycota, Lecanoromycetes, Lecanorales, Ramalinaceae.